This is a messenger RNA of Marchantia polymorpha subsp. ruderalis, 3828 nucleotides long. Lineage: Eukaryota; Viridiplantae; Streptophyta; Marchantiopsida; Marchantiales; Marchantiaceae. The record is from the annotation of a GenBank genome assembly.
GGAUGCGUUUGAUUCCCGAUAUGCAGGAGACAAGUCAACAAUAGCGCUGCUGGAUCGAUCGAUCCCGCGAUUCCCACCGGAUUCAUGCGACCGACCCUGCGACCUUUAUGAAUCAUAAAGCAGAGGAAUUGUCUGUGGGCUCGGGUGUCACUUCAACAUACAGACUCUGCCGGCCAAUUUCUCAUCGAGUUGGUUUGCUUUCUGCUUGGGUUACUGGAGUAUGAAAUUGGAGAGUAGAGUGGGAGGAUUGGCCGGCUGAGUCUUCGGCCAUUCGGAUGUGGACCUUUGCAGGAUCGUUUGUUAUGGCCUUUAGCUCGUGGGCUUAGGGUUUAAGAAAGCGGUGUCGGGAUUGGGGUGAUUGGAAACGAUGAAGAGAAUUGGGGGGCACAGUUGGAUCGCGAUGGAUCUGGUGAUGCUGGCCGUGUUUUUUCUUCUUGGUUUGGUUGCGGGAGUGGAAAGUAAGACUGUGGAACCGUUUCGGAGAGAUGUCGGCCAUCCGCAGUGGCACCAUGGCACUUUCCAAGAUGUUAGUGAUAUGGUCAAACGAGAAGCUCAUCAUCUUCUUCACUCUCGUGCACGGGUUCCAUUCCAUGUUCCUCUCGAGAUCAACGUCGUUUUAGUUGGAUUCAAUGGAGAUGGCGGCUACCGCUACAGUCUAAACGCUGGAGAGCUGAGUAACUUCAUGAAAAGUACUUUCCCAACUCACAGACCAGCAUGCUUGGAGACAGGGCUGCCACUUGAUAUCGAACAUGACCUUUACUACAAUGUUAUUCCGGUGGGUCAGCCUGAACUUAUCACGUUGGAGUGGGAAAUCAAGAAAAACAUGGUUCUUGCCGGCACUGCAAGAGAGAAUGAGUGGGGAAGAGAAAUACCACUAUACGAGGUGGAGGCAACCAUAUUAGAGACCAGCAUUCUUGAUCGACUCUAUACUUUCCUGUUUGGUUAUGAAGCAUCUUCUCACAGUAGUUCUGAGCUGAACAAACCUGUGCCAAAUGCGAUAUUCAUCUUCAAUUUCGACAAGGUCAGAAUGGAUCCACGAAUAGAUCACAAUCAAUCUACGUUACAUAUGCAACUUUCUGAUAGAAUUCAAGAGCUCACACCCGAAGAAUUAGCUCAGCAAGAAGGAGGUUAUACUUACCGCUACAGGUACAACGGCGGGGCUGCAUCACAAGUUUGGCUUGGUUCUGGAAGAUACGCAGUUAUUGAUCUAUCUGCUGGCCCAUGCGUUUAUGGGAAGAUAGAGUCAGACGAAGGCAGUGUUGGUUACCGGUCAAUCCCUAGACUGCAGCACUUACUUUUUCCAAGAAGGCGAGACCCAGUAAGCAAGAAAGACACUGAGGAAUCUUUUCGUGGCCUGCUUUCUUCUCUCAUUGUUUCAGCGAUUGAGCACGUCAUAUCUCCGGAUGUCAGAUUUGAAUACGUGGAUCCUGCAAUGCGCUUGCUAGUUCCUGUAAUUGUGAUGCGAAAUCACAAUCAGUACAAUCCAUUGCAACCUGGCACCAACUUUUCAAUAAACAUGACCAACAUCGAAGAAGAAGUACGGAAGAUGGUACCUCCAGGACAGGAGGUCGUAGUUGUUGGAGGAGUUCACAAUCUACAUGAUCACGAGAAGUUGGCCAUUGCAGUAGUUAAAGCUCUGAGAAGUCAUUCUGUUCACGAGACUCGUAGAGAUGGUCGCUUCCAUGCACGUGCAAGAACUUACCUCGACGGAGCUCUUCUCAGAGAGGAAAUGAGACACUCGACAGACGUGCUAGCUGCUGGAUUGCUUGACGUUGCGGACCCAUCUCUUUCAUCCAGAUAUUUCAGGAACGAGAAUCCACAAAGGUGGGGAGCAGAUAUAGACAACACCACAGAGGAAUCCGUUAUCCAGUCAAGGCCUGCCAGGUGGGGCACGCAAUUUCUCACCAAAGAUAAAGAGGCAAAAAAGAAGGGCAGCCCUAAAAAACUCAAAGGAGGACUGGCGGUAGAGAAGUCGUAUGGCACACGAGUCAUCCCUGUAUUCGUGCUCUCGCUGAAUGGGGUUGACUCUGAGCUUUUGAUGGAGGGAGAAGGCCUGAUGUGGUCUAGCCAUGACUCAGUGUUUGUUUUGCAGCACAACAACGAUUCGGUGCCCUUGAGCUAUGUCUCUGAUACAAAGAGGAGGGAAGCUAUUGCGAAUGCACCCCAGCGACACAUAAUAGCAGGAUUGGCAUCCGUCGUUGGAGGACUAGGGGCACCUUAUGAAAGAGCAUCGCACAUUCAUGGACGUCCUAUGCAUAAUUGGUUGUGGGCAUCAGGACAUCAUCCAUUUGGUCCCUUUUCGAACACUUCCAGUAUUAGCCAGUUGCUCGUAGACACAGCUCUGCGGAAUACAAUAUACUCUCGUGUGGAUAUGGCUCUGCGGAAGAUUAGAGAUGCAAAUGAGAAAAUUCAGGCUUUCACUAGUGAGUACCUGCAGACUCCUCUAGGAGAGAAAAUUAAAGGUCAACCAAAGAAGCCUACAGUGGAGCUAUGGUUGGACAUGUUUUACAAGAAGAGCACUCCUCUUCCACAACCUGUCCCCCAGAAUGCAGUCGACCGUCUAGAGACUUAUCUGGAUGGCUUGGAGGAUCAGCUGGUAAAUCUUGCAGCACAGCUUUAUGAUCAUCGUCUGCAAGAUGCAUUCAAGAACUCUACAACGGUGGUUCGGUCAUCUUUAUUUGUUCAAGACUAUGUUGACCACGUGCUCUGGAGAGAGAAAGAGAACAUGAGAUGUUGCCGUGUGGAGUAUAAUUCACCCCAGGGUUCUUCACAGGCAUUUGUGUAUGGAGGAAUCUUAGUAGCCGGCUUCUUGGUCUACGCCCUCGUUAUUAUUUUCUCAUCCCCUGAGCGGUAGCUGAUAGUUCUUGACCAUAAGCAAUGUCUUCUAGGAGCAUUUCACCAGGAGCUCAUCUUCAUGGUACAUCCUCGUCAAAUGCCUCUUCCAAUACAUUACCUUGCCACAGUGCUGACUAGUCAUAGCUCAUCUUUCGAAGCACUAAUCUUCAUGUUACGUAUGAUGAGGAUGAUUGCCCCUACUGUCUCCAGCCCAUGCAGGUACGUGAUGUUGCCUGUUAUCUUCCCAUGGAUGGGUUCAAGGUAAAGUAAAUUGAACGUCUAUGUUUUGUCAUCCCUUUGACUACAAAUACGAGAUUUCACGUUUUUCGAAACUGUAGCAAAGAGUCAAAUUCUGCUGCACCGUAUUCAGCUGCAGCUUCGGAUGAGUUACCGGUUCCUAGAGUAACGUAGUUGAUUCUACUCAAACGAGGCAAUUAAGAUUGCUGACCUCAUGUAAUGCAAGCUUUGAGGUGCCCUUGAAAAGGAGCUUCCCUGCGUUGACCAUGGGCCAACUGAGAAAGUGACUUCCUGUUGUGUUCAAAUGCCUCUCGUGUUCAUGACUCUACGUACAGUUUGCACUGGCAUUGUAUGGUCACAAUGAGAUCCCAACUCCAAGUCUUGAUGGAAAGGCGAGGAAGGAGCAUGUUAAAAGUGCGUGAAACGGAUGUGUUUGUAUCUUAGUGCAUUGUGUUCGAAGAACCGCGUCACCAGCAACUUCCGGCCGUAUUGACGAUAUUACACCCAUUAUCUCACACGUUUCUGACCUAUGUGCUUCAGCUGCGCAUUCAUCCUGAAAGAGUCUCUGGUUUAGGUGGAUUCUGAUGAGAAUCAUGAAUCUUAUAGAUGCUCAGUCUCGAUGGUGGUAGAAAUGUUUUGGCUGAUGCCCACAUCUAAUCUUUGUCGCAUAAUACCGUCAUCAGACGUAACUGUGUUCAUACUGCAGCUACACUGUACCCACACUGCAGGUGGAGACAUGUGAAUGCUCUACUCUGA